CGGAAACCGCGGCUGGACCGGAGCGGCGGGGAGGGGAGAGGAGGGCAGGGCAUCGGCGGUCGCUGGCGAGCGCGGACGCACGGACCGAGACGGCUUCACUUCCAGAUGCCUGCACGUUUCCUGGUGGAUUACGUGAGUGUUUGGAGCAGACUUCUGUGAGGAGUCCUUCGUCCUCUGCUAGGAACAAAGAUGUGGAAAGCGUCAGCGGGACAUUCUAUAUCUGUCAGCAAGGAGGAUGAGGGUGCCGAUGACUGGGAAACUGACCCCGAUUUUGUGAAUGACGUCAGUGAGAAGGAGCAAAGAUGGGGAGCCAAGACAGUGAAGGGGUCCGGGCACCAGGAGCACAUCAACAUACACAAGCUGAGAGAGAAUGUUUUUCAAGAACAUCAGACCCUCAAGGAGAAGGAACUUGAGACAGGACCCAAAGCAUCCCAUGGCUAUGGAGGAAAAUUUGGUGUCGAGCAGGACAGAAUGGAUAAAUCUGCCGUUGGCCAUGAAUACCAGUCCAAGCUUUCCAAACACUGCUCUCAAGUUGAUUCCGUGAGAGGCUUUGGUGGCAAAUUUGGGGUCCAGCUGGAUCGAGUUGAUCAGUCUGCUGUGGGUUUUGAAUACCAGGGCAAAACUGAGAAACAUGCUUCACAGAAAGAUUAUUCUAGGUUUGGUGGUAAAUACGGUGUGCAGGCUGACCGGGUGGACAAGAGCGCAGUGGGCUUUGAUUACCAGGGUAAAACUGAGAAGCACGAGUCCCAGAAAGAUUAUUCCCGAGGUUUCGGUGGUAAAUAUGGUGUCGAUAAGGACAAUGUGGACAAAAGUGCUGUUGGCUUUGAAUAUCAGGGCAAAACAGAAAAGCACGAGUCCCAGAAAGACUAUGUGAAAGGGUUUGGAGGCAAGUUUGGUGUGCAGAGAGACAGACAAGACAAGUGUGCCUUGGGCUGGGACCACCAGGAGAAAGUUCAACUCCACGAAUCCCAAAAAGAUUAUAAGAGUGGUUUCGGAGGCAAAUUCGGGGUCCAGACCGAGAGGCAGGACCCAUCUGCUGUGGGCUUUGAGUACAAGGAGAAAUUGGCGCAGCACGAAUCUCAGCAAGAUUAUUCCAAAGGAUUUGGUGGAAAAUAUGGGGUUCAGAAGGACAGGAUGGAUAAAAAUGCCUCGACCUUUGAAGACAUUUCCAAGGCUUCCUCGGCUUACCAGAAGACAUUGCCGGUAGAAGCUGUGAACAGCAAAACAAGUAAUAUCCGAGCGAACUUUGAGAACCUGGCCAAAGAGAAAGAGCGAGAAGACAGGAGGAAGGCAGAGGCGGAGAGAGCGCAGAGGAUGGCUAAGGAGAAGCAGGAGCAGGAGGAGGCCCGCAGGAAGCUUGAGGAACAAGCCAGAAUCAAGAAGCAAACUCCAUCUCCUCCUCCCAGCCCCCAGCUGCCAGCCGAGGAAAGGCCACCCACCAGCCCAGUCUAUGAGGAUGCUGCAUCUUACGAGGCCGAGCCCGGGUACAAAGGCCACAGUACUACGUAUUCUGGGCCGGAGCAGCAGUCUGAGUACACGGCUGUGCCGUCAGACUACCAGGAGACAGUGAGCCAGCGGGGCCUGGCGCAGGAGCCUGAAGCUGUGUAUGAGACCACGGGGUCGAUGGCUCCCAAUCAAGAAGAGGAAAAUACUUAUGAUGAAUAUGAAAAUGACCUUGGGAUCACAGCCAUAGCCCUCUAUGAUUAUCAGGCUGCUGGUGACGAUGAAAUUUCCUUUGAUCCUGAUGAUAUCAUCACCAACAUUGAAAUGAUUGAUGAUGGCUGGUGGAGAGGCGUGUGUAAAGGCCGAUACGGGCUCUUCCCAGCCAACUAUGUCGAGCUGAGACAGUAACGAAGAUGUUUUCUCAUCGAUGCCUUAAUGCCAUAGUCUGCAAACCUGAUGUCUACACUACAGAGUCAUGCUUCGGGGAGGGAGGAUGGCGAGGGGAAGAUACAUACUGCUUUUAUAUUUAAUACUUUUGCUGAUGCUCUUAAGAAUGUUUAAUCCUCAGAAUUUGCUAAUAUAUUGUAAUCAUGUUUCCUUGGAGGACUUGGGUGAUGGUGUUUAAGCCUUUAAGGCCUUUCCUCUUUUUGCCAAAUGGGAUGGUUGUUACAAGAAGCCAUGCCAAGGACCUUUUGUCCUUAUGUGGGAGCAGGCAGGGUCCCCUGCCCUGCCCAAGACAGCGGUGCUGAGGGAAUCCUUUCUCUGCAUGUUGGCAGUGCCUGUGAGGACCCUGCAGGCCUCCUGGGCAUGUCCUGGUUCUUAGAGGAGGAAGGAGUUAGGGAAGAGUGGCACUAGAGGGGGUCAGAGUGGACCAGCCUUUCAAGCCUCUUGUCAUGAGUGAGGUUCCUUACCUACUUUUAUAGACUUAUUCUCAGCGUCUCCUCCUUCCAUCAAAGAAGCCCGCAAGCAUCCAGGUAUGGAGACUUGAGUUGGGGUUUGGUUUAGAUUUGGGACUUUUCAUUCUCUCUCCCUUCUUCCCAGAAGCCCCAGCUCCAGGAGCCUGACAAGCUCCUCUUGGGUCCUUUAGAUUAGGCAGUUCCUCUACGUUACCCUGUCCCCGCCCCCAGCUGCUCAUCCACCUCCAGAUCUUGACAAAUUCUGUUCCUCACGGCUGCUGAGAUAUCGCCCUGUGAUGACGGUGAUGACGACGUGCCCCCGCAGGGCCAGCGUCUCUCAUAAACACGAAAACUUCCGUGAAGCGGUAGCUGCUGGACAAGACUGCUGUAGCCUGUCGAGGGCGCGUGUGUGUGUGGCUUAGUCACCUCAGUCACUUUUCAGCCCCACACAAGCAGUCACCUCCCCGGUACGUUCAGCAGAAACUGCCCAUCCCAUUUGUACCACCAAGGGAGGGACGCUCCUUCUGCCAACGCAGCACGCUGUGGGCUGACUUGAUUAAAACCGAUGGACAAAGAGGAGUCUGUGUCCCCACCAGAGAUGCAUGUGGAUCUGGUCUCACAGUCAGUUGUGCUGGCCCAAGGCACCCAGGGUGGCUUUAGAAUCUCAGCCCUGUGGACUGAGGAAAUUGGCCGGGAGCAGCGAGGUGGACAGACUCUCCCUGCAAUCUUCCCACAAGCCCCAUGGUUCUUUGGGACAGUCCUCCUUCCGGCAGCCCUGAGUGUGUCCAGCUCCCCCCCCACUCUUUUCUCUGUAUUGAUCAGGCUUCCCUAGGUCGGCCUGGGUUCGAUGAUCCGCACGUUUCAUCCCCCUUCGUCUAGAACACUUGAUAGGCAGGAUUUCUUGUUGUUGCUGCUGUUAAAUAUUCCAAAUAAAUUUUUGGGGCCCCUUGGCAA
This is a messenger RNA of Phascolarctos cinereus (koala), 3293 nucleotides long. NCBI's taxonomy places the organism in Eukaryota, Metazoa, Chordata, Mammalia, Diprotodontia, Phascolarctidae. The record is from RefSeq and is a predicted model, not a curated record.